Rosa rugosa (rugosa rose) is the source of this 1692-nucleotide messenger RNA. Its product is annotated as tubby-like F-box protein 5. The transcript is spliced from 5 exons. The record is from RefSeq and is a predicted model, not a curated record. Lineage: Eukaryota; Viridiplantae; Streptophyta; Magnoliopsida; Rosales; Rosaceae. Gene Ontology annotation, molecular function: protein binding. Bases 334 to 1587 code for a protein of 417 amino acids.
AAAAUUACAAAAGAGCGCCUGGAGAUCCGUUUUUCGAGCGAGCCAAAAAAAAAAAAAGAGAAACUCGCUCCUCUUCUAGUUCUUCUCCUCGUCGCUCUGAUCCAAGCUCUGGUUUUGGCCGGUUCCGGUGCUGACGUGGCGGAGGCGGUGGUGUCGCAACCCAUGAGGAUGUGAUCUCCUAUGGCCUCGGAAUAGACCAAGUCGGAGAACGCAUGGUCGUCGUCGUCGUCAUCCAGUUUGGCCGUGGUUCUCCGAUUUGCGAUCCAGAAACGUUCUAGGAGCUUCUCCCCCGCCCGCCCGUUUCUGGAUUGAAAGCUCUGCUGGUUCAGCGGGAUGUCGUUCAAACACAUUGUUCGCGAGCUGAGAGAGAUGAGAGAUGGAAUUGGGAGCAUGUCGAGGAGAGUGGGUGAAAGGAGGCUUUGGCACAGUCGAACCAUGUCGCAUAUUGCUCCUGAUCUGGCUUCAACCCCUCCAACUCCUUUGAUUCAACAGGGUCAGUGGGCGAAUUUACCUCCGGAGUUGCUUUCGGACAUAAUAGAGAGGGUUGAAGAGAGUGAAACAUCGUGGCCUGCUCGGUCUGCCGUUGUCUUUUGUGCGUCAGUUUGCAAGUCAUGGAGGGAUAUCACGAGGGAGAUUGUCAAAACUCCUGAAGAAUGCGGAACGCUCACAUUUCCUAUCUCAUUGAAGCAGCCCGGGCCUCGUGAGUCUCCAAUGCAGUGCUUCAUCAAAAGGAAUAGAGCGACUUCCACAUUUUAUCUGUACUUUGGUCUGGUGCCUGCUGAGGGCGCGCGAGAUAAAUUACUGUUAGCAGCCAAAAGGAUCAGACGGGCAACAAGCACAGAGUUUGUUAUAUCUUUGGUCGCAGAUGAUUUCUCUCGAGCUAGCAGUACAUAUGUUGGUAAACUGAGGUCCAACUUCUUGGGUACCAAGUUUACCAUAUAUGAUAGCCAGCCGAUAUGUGAUGCAGUAGACCAGCCAAACAGUCGAUCAUCUCGAAGGUUUAAUUCUAAGCAGGUAUCUCCAAGAGUUCCAGCGUGUAACUACAAUGUUGGGACUGUCUCUUAUGAGCUCAAUAUUCUCCGCACAAGAGGCCCAAGAAGAAUGCAGUGUGCUAUGCACUCUAUUCCUGUCUCUUCUAUUCAGGAGGGAGGCACCGCCCCAACACCAACAUUGUUCCCACAAGUCUAUGAUGAACAAUUUUCUCCCUCACCUAGUUUAAAAGACAAGGAGCUAGUCACAGAUUUCAACUCUACACCCUCUACACCCUUUUUGCAGUCACCACUAUCCAACCCAGGUGCAGAACCGCUGAUUUUGAAAAACAAGUCUCCUAGGUGGCAUGAGCAGCUACAAUGCUGGUGCCUUAACUUCAGAGGGCGUGUUACUGUGGCUUCCGUCAAAAAUUUCCAGCUUGCCGCAGCUGUUGAUCCAUCCCACAAUGUUUCAGCCGAACAGCAAGAUAGGGUAAUCCUGCAGUUUGGAAAGAUUGGAAAAGACAUCUUCACCAUGGAUUACCGCUACCCGCUGUCCUGUUUCCAAGCAUUUGCAAUCUGCUUAAGCACCUUCGACACCAAACCAGCUUGUGAAUGAAACUUGAUUGUAGAACAUGAUCAUCAUUUGCUGAAUCUCAUUAUUAAUUUUGAACCACAUGUAUGGUCACUAUGUUCUACGUAAAAGUUCUUCAUGCUUUGAUCA